ACAGUUUUGAGGAGGGUUAUAUGACCUAGUGCAACUUUCCGCCGGCUAAUGAGGAUUGUUACUUUACACGCGAAUCUUUCCCCGGGACAGCGAGAUAUUCGUUGUGAAUGUGGCACCUGAUGGGGGACGCACGGAGAAGCCGCCGGAGAGAUGUUCCAGCGCGUUAAGGAGCGGAGCUGACUGGGGACAAGGUAAUUCGUUGAUGGCAUUUAAUCAUGUCCCUUCAUGACCUUACAUUAACCAUGUAUUAUAAAGAUAAAACUGGAGACUGAGAAGAUGCAAGAAAGGUAACACAAAUCAGUAUCAUCUUCACAGAGGUGAAGGCCAUGGAUAUUCCAAGUUCACCCCUAAACAUCCUUCCAAGAAUGGCCACUGUUCAAUUUCGUACAGAUGACUUGCCCAGACCAGCUGUGAUAGGAUUAUCAGGGAGUUGUGGAUCAUACCCAAACAGUGCUACAGCCAUCAAGGAAAUUCUUGCUUCUGUUUUACACAUCCCAACCACUACCAAAUCAACAUUAGUAGACCCUCAGGAUGACAGUGAUCUAGAGGACUGGGAAGACGGCACCAGUGGUGAACUGAAUGAUGACUCUGACAGUGAUUCUGACUGUGAUCAAAUUAAUUCCACUUUACAAAAAGACAUGCGGUUAAAAAGGUCCAGUGUGUCAUGGGUCAACCUGGAGACAGAGUGCACUGAAGCUGGGCCAAGUGAUCUAAUCACUGCACCAUCAACUGCUGCUAAUGCACUUCCCUUUCUGAAACCUGAUCUUUGUACAGAAGGUCAAAACAUCUCUGAUAUAACUUCACAAGUGAACUUUUCUGGAACAGGUCUGCAAAGGGAGGCACGAAGAUUUUCCUCACCAAAUAUUGCAAGCCUCUGUUUUGAUCAAAGCAUGAUUAAUUGUACAACUGCCAUACCAGAUUUGCCUCUUAGCACUGCUGAUCUGCAUAGUAAAGAUAUUAAACUGGUACGACGGAGAUCGCAGUCCUUUUCCAGUAUUCUUAAAGCUCUAGAUACGUCAUUGACGGGAAGCACAGAAAUACUGCACCAGUCAACAGAAAAUACAUUUGAACCUACAGUGAAUCUCGAAAAUGAAAAUGCUCAUUUAUUGGUAGCUGACCUAUUUAUAUCAGUUGUUGAGAAUCUGAAAAGCAGACUGCAAAGUAUGCAUUAUGAACAGGUGAUUGCAGAAAGAAGACCAUCGUGUUCACGCUCGUGUAAAAACCAUCCCAUGAACCUUUUCACCCCCAGACAGAAAAUACCUUCGGAAUCUGCAGCUUCUGUUGACAGUGGAUAUGAGGGUUUAGUUGCAAUGCAGCACAAUUUUCCUGCAGAUUCCUUUACGGAGCAUAGCUCUAAGCUGUAUUCUGAAUGGCCAAGCUUUACAGAUGCCACAGUAGAAGAACUUGAACACCCUGCUGUAUGGCACAAUUCACCUAUGGAUUACAUUUCAGAACCUGACUCUAAACAUAGAGCUUUAUGGCAGAACCCUCCUCAGGAUAUGAGCACAGCGCACGAUUCAAAAGAUACUGUAUCUCCUUCGAGUGACCAUGUAGAAAAGGCCGCAAAAUAUUACGCAGAAUGGCAGAAAUCAACAAACAAUACUGCAAAUUACAAUUCCAAGUGUUGCUGGGUUUGUGAAGGCUGUAAUGAAUACAAUGAGUUUGUCAUUAUUGAAAUGAUAGAUGACAAGAAGGAGGCUGCUAUGGAAUCAAGCGCCGAAAUGGAGAGGGACAUUCCGGCUCCAGGCUCCAACUCUGCAGAACAAACACUGAAAAAGCUGUACAGGGCUUUCCGUCAGCAGUGGCUUCAGUAUGAAGCAGAAAUGGCACUGGUUGGCCCUCCGGCCCCAAACACAGAGAAGAAUAAUGACUUUCUGCCAGAAGAGUUAGAGUCGAGUUUGACUUUGGCAGAGGAGAUAAAAAAGUUCAGAAUGAGGGAAGCAGAAGAAUGGGCCCCACCUCGCUUUCAGAUAAUAAAUACCAUCAAUCCUUCUCCUAAGAGAGAUGUAAUUGUAGCAUCCCAAAAUUACAUGUGUGCUGGCUGUGGAACAAAAGUAGAGCCAAGGUACACUAACAGGCUGCGGUAUUGUGAGUACUUGGGAAAAUAUUUCUGCGACUGCUGUCAUAGCAACGCUUUCAGUUCUAUACCCAGCCGGAUUCUAUUGAAAUUCAACUUCGGCAAAUACCACGUCAGCAACUUCUCUAAAAAUGUUGUGGAUAGUAUAUGGCAGAGCCACAAGUUCAACGUUCUUAGUGAGAACCCUGAAAUCUACAAGAAAGUCAAAGAUCUAAGCAGAAUCAAAGAACUGCAGGAAAGACUGAUUCCCAUGAAGAGGCUUCUGUGUACCUGUAGAUUUGCCAGCAGUGUUUUAAAGGAAUUUAAAGACCACCCCCAUCACCUGACUGAAGAGCUUGACCUGUUCACAUUAAGUGACCUGUUUAAUGUUAAACAGAAGUUGCUCAUGCCUGCCCUUCAGAAGCUUAUGGCCACUGCAGUCGCUCAUGUGGCUAAUUGCGAGCUGUGCCAGGCCAAGGGUUUUAUAUGUGAGUUUUGUCAUGGCUCCGAUGUCAUUUUUCCCUUCCAGACAGAAAUGUGUAGAAGAUGUGAGGUUUGCAAAACCUGCUAUCACAAGAAAUGCUUCAGCACCCGGGAUUGCCCUAAGUGCCACAGAAUCGAAAGGAGAAAAGCACUGAAGAGAAGUUCAUCGCCAAGUCUACACCACUGCGAUGAUGCAUUCCUGCACUGAUUUUUAUAUCACAAUCUGUAUAUUAUGCACAGAAGCUUAUUUAAGAAAUUUACAGAAUUUUUGUGAGCUCCUUUUAUUGUCUAGAAGUUUUAGGGUUUUUAUAUUUUAUUGAUAUUUUAAGUCUUAUUAUAUAUGGUGUAUAUUGAGUAUUUUUAGGAAUGACCACUAGCUUAUACCUCUGCCCCCACCAGCCCCGCUAGAUCUGCCUGAUUCUACUGAAUAAUAUACUAUUAGGGUAAGAACUUCAUUAUAGGGGUUUUACCAGGGACAUCAGCACCUGUUUCUUUCCAGUAAACGUGAAAAUCAAAUUGCAAUAUGAGGCCAUUAAACAUUCAUCAGGUGGCCAUUAGGGCACCAUUUCAAGUGACAACUAUUCAUAAUCCAAACCUGAAUUAACUGAACACCCUUUGGUUUCCUUUGCUUUAGGUGCCCCACUAAUAGAGCUUAACUUCUUGGGAUCUGAUCCAAACAAUAAUAGUCAUUCAUUUAUCUGUCCCCUUCUGUGUCCCACACUGCCCAGACAUGACACUGACUUGGCUAAAGGAAGGCACUUCCAUGUAACACAUCUGAGCGAGCACACAUGCAGCAAUAAUUCUCUAAUGGAAGCUCACAGCAGCCAAGGCAUAGCAUAGGAAUAGGUGAGGAUUAUUAUACCAGUCUAGGUAAAAAAUUUUUUAAAAUAAUCUGUUUAUUUUUUGCACAUUUGCAUUUCUUUUAAUUUAUAUAGUAACUGACAUUUCUUUGUCUUGUGCCAAAACACUGUGACGCCACCUGCUUUUUUUUUUUUACAAGCCAUUGGGAACAUUCUGACUUUUCCAGUAGUUGUUUGUAUUGGGGUGUACAAAACAAGUUCUUUUUUUAACAUAUUUCAUACUUUUGCAACUUUGCACAAAAUAAAGAAUGCAAAGAACGGA
This is a messenger RNA of Xenopus tropicalis (tropical clawed frog), 3661 nucleotides long. It is a transcript of the gene rubcnl, whose product is annotated as RUN and cysteine rich domain containing beclin 1 interacting protein like. The record is from RefSeq and is marked validated. NCBI's taxonomy places the organism in Eukaryota, Metazoa, Chordata, Amphibia, Anura, Pipidae.